AUGUUGCCUGAAAUAACGUGUAAAAUAAAACGAUGUGGGGUAGAGCUUAAAUAUUUUACACAAACAACGGAUUAUGAAGAUUUAUAUGAAGCAUUGGAUUUAUUUGACUUGAAAUUUAAUAUUGUAAUGAACGAAUUGUUGAAAAACGUACCCGUUUUAGUGGCUGACUGUCCAGAUGAUGAAGCAAGUGAUGAUAGUACUGCUGAAGAUUUUAAAGAACAAGUUAGUUGUAAGAAGAUGAAAAAAUAA
Messenger RNA from Arctia plantaginis, 249 nucleotides. The record is from the annotation of a GenBank genome assembly. Lineage: Eukaryota; Metazoa; Arthropoda; Insecta; Lepidoptera; Erebidae.